AUGCCACCCAUCAUCGCGGGGCGACACAAACGCAAAGUUCGAUUUCCAGCCGCUAACCUCCAACCACCUAACAUCAUAUCAACACCUGCUCCAGCCCAACAACGACAGAGCCAACAGAAGCGCCCGGGGAACAAAUACCCCUCUCCUCUCAAGCCUGCCAAAUCUGGCAAUCCCAGUAAUCCCCCUAGAAUGGCCAGCCCACAAGAGCCCCGGCCGGGGAUCCCAGCCUUGUUCACGCAGCCGCCACCUAUCCGCGACCCGCUCGUGACGGAGACCAUCGAGCUGCAGGACGCAACUCUGGAGAAGUGCCUGGAUUUUCUGAAGGGCCUCCAUAUUUCCCAAAAGGGCUCCUUCAAUGCUUCCGGGGUCCCCGCUCUUCAACGGGAUGAUCAUAUCGCUUAUCUCUAUGAUUCUCUGGAAGAUUACCCCGAGGGCUUCGUCGCCAUGGAUGCGAGUCGCCCGUGGAUGGUCUAUUGGGCACUCGCUGGAUUGACGCUGUUAGGUGAAGAUCCUACGCGUUUUCGUGAGCGGGUCCUGGGAACACUCCGUCCCAUGCAAAAUCCCACCGGCGGCUUUGGUGGCGGACAUGGCCAGAUAUCACAUCUUGCUGGAAGCUAUGCAGCCGUUCUCUCACUCGCCCUUGUCGGAGGCGAGGAUGCCUUUUCAUUGGUCGAUCGUGAAGCAAUGUGGCGAUGGCUGGGCCGAUUGAAGCAGGCUGAUGGAGGAUUCAGCGUCACAGAAGGCGGGGAAGAAGAUGUGCGCGGUGCGUACUGCGCAGCGACCAUUAUCUCGCUGCUCGAUCUGCCUCUGGCUCUACCGCACGAUGCAAAGAAAGCCCGAGAAGCAGGCUUUGAGACUUUGACGGAUGGACUGGCGGAAUAUUUGUCGCGCUGUCAAUCUUUCGAAGGUGGCAUCUCCGGCAGCCCCGGCGUCGAAGCACAUGGAGCAUACGCUUUCUGUGCCCUCGCCUGUUUGUCAAUGCUGGGACCCCCAGAAGAGACUAUUCCCAGGCACAUGAACAUCCCCCUGCUACUGUCAUGGCUCUCUGCUCGACAGUACGCCCCAGAGGGUGGCUUCUCCGGACGAACGAACAAGUUAGUUGACGGCUGCUACAGCCAUUGGGUCGGAGGAUGCUGGCCCUUGCUGCAGUCCGCUCUAGAUGGGAAGCCACAGCCAUCGGGUACUCCCUCGACAACCGUUGGCAACUUGUACAGCCGGGAGGGACUUGACCGAUACAUUCUCGGCUGCUGCCAAUCUCCCAGAGGUGGUCUUCGAGACAAGCCGGGCAAGAGUCCGGAUUCCUAUCACACCUGCUACGUCUUGACUGGCUUGAGCGCAACCCAACACCACCACUACCGCACGACGAGCAGUAUCACCUCCAGUGAGAAAUUCGCCUCGGCGUUCUCGUGGCAUUCCUCACCGGUUCGCGGGGAGGAUAACGUGUACGACAAGGCUGACCGCCUCGUUGCCUUUCACCCGCUGUAUGUCAUUCCGCACCAGGCAGCUGCGAACAUGCGGCUCUGGUGCGAGGCACAGCCCGUUGCAACCUAG
This is a messenger RNA of Penicillium cataractarum, 1551 nucleotides long. Its product is annotated as CAAX farnesyltransferase subunit beta RAM1. The coding region runs from base 1 to 1551 and encodes 516 amino acids. The record is from RefSeq and is a predicted model, not a curated record. Gene Ontology annotation, molecular function: protein farnesyltransferase activity. Gene Ontology annotation, biological process: protein farnesylation. Lineage: Eukaryota; Fungi; Ascomycota; Eurotiomycetes; Eurotiales; Aspergillaceae. Gene Ontology annotation, cellular component: protein farnesyltransferase complex. The transcript is spliced from 7 exons.